CGAGACGAAAUCGAUCAUUGUUGUUGGUGAGAUUUUUUUUCUCAAAUCACAAUAAAAACUACGUGAAUGUUAAAAAUUUACUUGAGAUGUUGAUAAUUAACAACGGUGUCGAUUAAACUUCAUUAGCUUUAACCUGGCACGGCUGAACAAUGGAGUCUCAUCCACUGAAUUUGGCGCAUCAACAACAUCGUCGUGCCGAAGCUCAUCUAAUAAACAACCGAUACGAUGAAGCGAUGCAGUGCCACCACAAUGCUGCUGAAUUGUUGCUUGACGCUAUGAAAUCUACGACGUCUUCAGUAGCAUUGGAGUCCAUAACACUUCAACACAGCUACCAUCUCAAGCAAAAAGACCUAAUUAAAAGCAAGAAAGACCAAUAUGCACGUGUUAAAAAGGCGAUGGACACUAUUAAGUGUCUUGGCAAGGAUCCAUUCUCAAACCUUCAGGGCCAUGAGUAUGCUAAGCUGCAAGUCGCUAUUUUCAGAGCUAUAAAUGAAACAGACUCUCUAUUACACUUUUUAUCUAAUACAAAUGAUAGCCCUGUAGAACAAAGGCUAGGGAGAGAAAAAAUACUCCCUACAGGGGAUGUUACAGAUGGUUUUAAGACAGAGAAAACACAAGAAACUGUUAUAGAAGAAUUACGGAUACUAAGUCAAAAUCUGCACUCUCUAGUUGAACAAUUAGUACUACAAGUGGAAGUCCUUAAAGAUGAGAAUGUUACAUUAAAAGAAAGGGUAAAUUACUUAGAAAAAGAGAGAGUGAGGUACCUGAACCUCCCUUCAAGUGACUUUCAACAAAACUUCUCCACCUUAAGCAUGGUGACUGAGAGUUUACCAAUGGAGUCUGCUCAGAGAGUACCUGUCAUACCCAUACCCACCUCAUUGGCUGGCCCAGUUGACCCUAACUUUGAUUUAACAGCUUUGCGGGAAUAGUACUUAUAUUAAUUGACAUAAUAUGCCAUCAUGAAGGCAACAUAUUGAGUGAAGAUAU
Messenger RNA from Cydia amplana, 987 nucleotides. RefSeq names its product protein D2-like. The record is from RefSeq and is a predicted model, not a curated record. The coding region runs from base 150 to 929 and encodes 259 amino acids. The transcript has 2 exons. Lineage: Eukaryota; Metazoa; Arthropoda; Insecta; Lepidoptera; Tortricidae. Gene Ontology annotation, biological process: autophagy.